CUUGGCAACCUGGCUAAGCUGACACCGGAUGCCCAGCCGACCAAUCAGACUUCCAGCGGAGGCUCCGGAAUGGCGGACUAUUCCGAGGCCGCGGAGACAGCAGCCCAAGGCGGCAGCAGAAACGAACUAGAUCCCAAAAUUUCUAAAGCGGCUAUAAAACACGCCAAGUUCGCUAUCAGCGCAUUGGACUAUGACGACCGGGCCACCGCCAUUAAGAAUCUCCAGGAGGCACUCAAGUUACUGACCACGUAG
Messenger RNA from Dibothriocephalus latus, 252 nucleotides. The record is from the annotation of a GenBank genome assembly. Lineage: Eukaryota; Metazoa; Platyhelminthes; Cestoda; Diphyllobothriidea; Diphyllobothriidae.